This is a messenger RNA of Acanthosepion pharaonis, 3021 nucleotides long. Lineage: Eukaryota; Metazoa; Mollusca; Cephalopoda; Sepiida; Sepiidae. The record is from the annotation of a GenBank genome assembly.
AUGCUCUCUUUCUUACCUUCCUUUUCCUCCUUUGUUACCUCUUUAAUGCUCUCUUUCUUACCCUCCUUCUUACCCUCUUUUUACCUCCCUUCUUACACUCUUCAUUGCUCUCUUUCUUACCUUCCUUUUCCCUCCCUUCUUACACUCUUUAUUGCUCUCAUUUUUAACCUCCUUCUUACCCUCUUUUUACCUCCCUUCUUACCUCUUCAUUGCUCUCUUUCUUACCUUCCUUUUCCCUCCUUCUUACACUCUUUAUUGCUCUCAUUUUUAACCUCCUUCUUACCCUCUUUUUACCUCCCUUCUUACACUCUUCAUUGCUCUCUUUCUUACCUUCCUUUUCCCUCCCUUCUUACACUCUUUAUUGCUCUCUUUUCUUACCCUCCUUCUUACCCUCUUUUUUCCUCCCUUCUUACACUCUUCAAUGCUCUCUUUCUUACCUUCCUAUUCCUCCUUCUUACCUCUUCAUUGCUCUCUUUCUUACCCUCCUUCUUACCCUCUUUUUACAUCCUUCUUACACUCUUCAUUGCUCUCUUUCUUACCUUCCUUUUCCCUCCUUCUUACACUCUUUAUUGCUCUCUUUCUUACCUCCUCCUUACCCUCUUUUACCUCCCUUCUUACACUCAUCAAUGCUCUCUUUCUUACCUUCCUUUUACCUUCCUUCCUCUUUUACCUCCUUCUUACACUCUUCAAUGCUCUCUUUCUUACCCUCCUUUUCCCUCCUUGUUACACUUUUCAUUGCUCUCUUUCUUACCUUCCAAUUCCCUCCUUCUUACACUCUUUGUUGCUCUCUUUCUUACCCUCCUCCUUACCCUCUUUUACCUCCCUUCUUACAUUCAUCAAUGCUCUCUUUCUUACCUUCCUUUUACCUCCUUGUUACACUCUUUAUUGCUCUCUUUCUUAUCCUCCUCCUUAGCCUCUUUUUUACCUCCUUCUUACACUCUUCAAUGCUCUCUUUCUUACCUUCCUUUUCCCUCCUUGUUACACUCUUUAAUGCUCUCUUUCUUACCCUCCUUCUUACCCUCUUUUUUACCUCCCUUCUUACACUCUUCAUUUGCUCUCUUUCUUACCUUCCUUUUCCUCCCUUCUUACACUCUUUAUUGCUCUCUUUCUUACCCUCCUUCUUACCCUCUUUUACCUCCUUCUUACACUCUUCAUUGCUCUCUUUCUUACCUUCCUUUUCCCUCCUUAUUACACUCUUUAUUGCUCUCUUUCUUACCCUCCUUCUUACCCUCUUUUUCCCUCCUUUCUUACACUCUUCAAUGCUCUCUUUCUUACCUUCCUAUUCCCUCCCUUCUUACACUCUUCAUUGCUCUCUUUCUUACCCUCCUUCUUACCCUCUUUUUACCUCCCUUCUUACACUCUUCAUUGCUCUCUUUCUUACCUUCCUUUUCCCUCCCUUCUUACACUCUUUAUUGCUCUCUUUCUUACCCUCCUCCUUACCCUCUUUUUACCUCCCUUCUUACACUCUUCAAUGCUCUCUUUCUUACCUUCCUUUUACCUCCCUUGUUACACUCUUUAAUGGUCUCUUUCUUACCCUCCUUCUUACCCUCUUUUUACCUCCCUUCUUACACUCUUCAAUGCUCUCUUUCUUACCUUCCUUUUACCUCCCUUGUUACACUCUUUAAUGCUCUCUUUCUUACCCUCCUCCUUACCCUCUUUUUACCUCCCUUCUUACACUCAUCAAUGCUCUCUUUCUUACCUUCCUUUUACUUCCCUUCCUCUUUUUACCUCCCUUCUUACACUCUUCAAUGCUCUCUUUCUUACCUUCCUUUUCCCUCCCUUCUUACACUCUUCAUUGCUCUCUUUCUUACGUUCCUUUUCCCUCCCUUCUUACACUCUUUAUUUCUCUCUUUCUUACCCUCCUCCUUACCCUCUUUUUACCUCCCUUCUUACACUCAUCAAUGCUCUCAUUCUUACCUUCCUUUUACCUCCCUUCCUCUUUUUACCUCCCUUCUUACACUCUUCAAUGCUCUCUUUCUUACCUUCCUUUUCCCUCCCUUGUUACACUCUUUAAUGCUCUCUUUCUUACCCUCCUUCUUACCCUCUUUUUACCUCCCUUCUUACACUCUUCAUUGCUCUCUUUCUUACCUUCCUUUUCCCUCCCUUCUUACACUCUUCAUUGCUCUCUUUCUUACCUUCCUUUUCCCUCCUUCUUACACUCUUUAUUUCUCUUUUUACCCUCCUCCUUACCCUCUUUUUUCCCUCCCUUCUUACACUUUUCAAUGCUCUCUUUUCUUACCUUCUUUUACCUCCUUGUUACACUCUUUAUUGCUCUCUUUUCUUAUCCUCCUCCUUAGCCUCUUUUUACCUCCUUCUUACACUCUUCAAUGCUCUCUUUCUUACCUUCCUUUUCCCUCCCUUCUUACACUCUUUAUUGCUCUCUUUCUUACCCUCCAUCUUACCCUCUUUUUACCUCCUUCUUACUCUUCAUUGCUCUCUUUCUUACCUUCCUUUUCCCUCCUUCCUUACCUCUGUAUUGCUCUCUUUCUUACCUUCCUUUUCACUCCCUUCUUACACUCUUUAUUGCUCUCUUUCUUACCCUCCUCUUUACCCUCUUUUUACCUCCCUUCUUACACUCUUCAUUGCUCUCUUUCUUACCUUCCUUUUCCCUCCCUUCUUACACUCUUCAUUGCUCUCUUUCUUACCUUCCUUUUCCCUCCCUUCUUACACUUUUUAUUGCUCUCUUUCUUACCCUCCUCCUUACCCUCUUUUUACCUCCCUUCUUACACUCAUCAAUGCUCUCUUUCUUACCUUCCUUUUACCUCCCUUGUUACACUCUUUAUUGCUCUCUUUCUUAUCCUCCUCCUUAGCCUCUUUUACCUCCUUCUUACACUCAUCAAUGCUCUCUUUUCUUACCUUCCUUUUACCUCCCUUCUUACACUUUUUAUUGCUCUCUUUCUUACCCUCCUCCUUACCCUCUUUUUACCUCCCUUCUUACACUCAUCAAUGCUCUCUUUCUUACCUUCCUUUUACCUCCCUUGUUACACUCUUUAUUGCUCUCUUUCUUAUCCUCCUCCUUAG